Molecule: messenger RNA, 984 nt
Organism: Drechmeria coniospora
Lineage: Eukaryota; Fungi; Ascomycota; Sordariomycetes; Hypocreales; Ophiocordycipitaceae
Exons: 1
Coding region: 1-984 (327 amino acids)
Biological process (GO): dephosphorylation; negative regulation of SCF-dependent proteasomal ubiquitin-dependent catabolic process; regulation of ERK1 and ERK2 cascade
Cellular component (GO): cytoplasm; nucleoplasm
Molecular function (GO): F-box domain binding; phosphatase activity
Source: RefSeq, a predicted model, not a curated record
AUGACGAUGGAUGAUAUUUUAUCAAGGGCGGACGACAGUGGCCCCGAGAGCCUGUCCAAGACGCCGACGGCAUGCAAUGUCAUCCGCUCCAGGGACUACUCGUACGAAGCGCCCAGUCCACCUCUGAUCGAUGUGCCCCUGCACCAGUGGCAGGAGACGAAGACGGGGGGGCUGACGCUGCGGCCGUCAGCCGCCCAGAUCAGGCCGUGGCAAAUGACGGCAGACGAUUAUCUCCUCGUUACCGGCAACAGAGAGCAGGUGCCGACGGAUCGAGCCUGCGUCUGGAAGUACCAGCACCGGCACGAGGCCCAGCCGAUCCUCGACUUUCUCUACCUCGGCCCCUCGAACGUCGUGCGGGACGACAAGUUCCUGCAGAGGGAGGCCAUCACCAUGGUUCUCGUCGUCCGCGAUGCUCGCCUGGCGCACAUCAAGCUCCUCAGCGUCGAAAAGGCGACCCGAGGACGAAAUCUCGCGGUCCGUUACCUCAACCUGCACCACACCAGCUUGCUCGACGGCUUCCGAGAAGGCUUCAGCGUCAUCAACGAGCACAUACUCGCCGUUCAACGUCGGGGUGGGCACGGCAGGGUCCUCGUCUGCUGCGACUCGGGCAACGGCCAGUCCGCGGCCGUCGUGGUCGCCUACAUCAUGGCGCUCUACGACAGCGACCUCAUCCCCGCCCUCGGCUUCGUCGCCAUCCAGCGGUUCUGCUGCACUUUCGACGAAGACACGAAGCGCAUUCUCCAGACGUGGGGGGACACCCGGCGGGCAGAGAACGCGGUGGCACGGGAUGCGCGGACGGCCGUCGAUGGCACCCUACCCGACACCUCGCAUCGGAUGGCCCGCUUCUCGAGGAGCGACGCGGUGGCCAAGAGAGGAAGUGACGAUAUGGACUGCGUCGACGACGACGACGGCAAUGAGAAUCAUCGAUUUGCGCCCUUUGCGGACGUCGGCGACACCACGAUGACGGACGGGAUGAGCUGCUGA